Molecule: messenger RNA, 891 nt
Organism: Verticillium dahliae VdLs.17
Lineage: Eukaryota; Fungi; Ascomycota; Sordariomycetes; Glomerellales; Plectosphaerellaceae
Exons: 1
Coding region: 1-891 (296 amino acids)
Source: RefSeq, a predicted model, not a curated record
AUGGCCGACGGCUGCAACGUGGCAGAUGCCAACGACCUGGCAUACCAAUUCGAAGGCAGCAUGAGACUCAGACCGUCCGAAGAAGAGUCCCUCAAUAUCGCACAGUACGAUCUUCGCGCCAAACUUGGCAACAACGGCGUGAACGCCGUCCCUCCUCCUGGCUAUCGUUUCUGGCAGUUCAAGACCGCGCAUGGCUUCAAGAAGAUGCGGCCGCGGGACGGCAUACGCUACAUCGAUCCCGCCAGCGUAGACCACGUCUUCGCAGGCGGCCAGCGCACCAGUCACCUCGUCGACGCCUUCAAGCUGAGCGCCGUCGUCGACAACGAAAAGUACAGCUUCGCCUACAUCGACAAGAAGACGGCAGAGAUCAUCACCGAGAUGACCAAGCACGUCUCGAAGUUCGACCCGAAGCGUCCGGUGGGCUGGAUCCGGUACGCCAUCGACAAGGUGCCCGUCCUGCGCCGUCCGGGCGUCAACCCCUUCGUCACGCUCGAGCUCACGGUCCGGCUGGUCCGGGGCCGCCAGAACGGGCUCCGCGAGCCGCUGCCCGGCGGCCAGGGACCCUGUCAGACGGCGUUGGCCGUCGAUGCGUUCCUUGCUGACAUGGCGCGGCCGCGCGGCCUCUUCCAGACGGUCUUUCCCGACUAUGGCGGUCUGCUUCAUGGAUUGGAUGCUGAGGAGAAUGUGCUUGGAAGCGUGGGGGCGGAUGGAAAGGUUGUCACGUUGGAUGAAGGCCCUGCGGCUGUUGAUUACAUCUGGACGUCGAAUGACGAGGGAGAGGGCAAGGCGAAGGGCGCCGGACGUGGAGGGGGCGACGAGGACUAUGACGAGGGCAUGGAGGAUGACUUGGACGCGUUUGACGACCAGAUAGAGGACGAGAACGACGCAUAA